Molecule: messenger RNA, 1161 nt
Organism: Fusarium subglutinans
Lineage: Eukaryota; Fungi; Ascomycota; Sordariomycetes; Hypocreales; Nectriaceae
Product: DNA-binding creA
Exons: 1
Coding region: 1-1161 (386 amino acids)
Cellular component (GO): nucleus; cytoplasm
Molecular function (GO): RNA polymerase II cis-regulatory region sequence-specific DNA binding
Source: RefSeq, a predicted model, not a curated record
AUGGCUACGGCAGCAGUUACCGUUAUCAAGCCCAAUGGCCCCCUUCCGGGUGUCCAGAACUCGGAAAACUCAAAUGAGUUGCCCCGACCUUACAAGUGCCCUCUCUGCGAUAAGGCCUUCCACCGCCUCGAGCAUCAGACUCGACACAUCCGCACUCACACUGGAGAGAAGCCUCACGCCUGCCAGUUCCCCGGCUGCAGUAAGAAGUUCUCUCGAUCUGAUGAGCUCACACGCCACUCUCGCAUUCACAACAACCCUAACUCAAGGCGAGGUAACAAGGCGGCCCAAGCACACCAGCAACAGCACCAAAUGCACCAGCAGCAGGGCCUUCCGCCUCAUAUGAUGCCCGAUGGAAUGAUGGCGCCGCCUCCCGCGCCCAAGACCAUCCGCUCCGCCCCUGGCUCCGCACUUGCUUCACCCAAUGUGUCUCCUCCUCACUCCUACUCUACCUUUGCUCUGCCCGUUUCUGCGGUUCACUACAACCGCGGCGGUGACAUUUCCAUGCUGGCCAAGGCUGCCACUCAGGUUGAGCGUGAGACUCUGACUGCUCCUCCUCACCACAGCAACAACCACCGUCAUCACCCUUAUUUUGGUCACGGAAUGCAUAGCUCUCGAGGCCACCUGCCUACGCUUUCUUCCUACCACAUGGGCCGCUCUCACUCAAAUGAGGACCCCAGCGAUGACCACUACUCUGGCGCUAUGCGACAUGCUAAGCGAUCAAGGCCCAACUCUCCCAACUCUACAGCUCCCUCUUCGCCAACAUUUUCUCACGACUCUCUGUCACCCACUCCCGACCACACGCCUAUCGCUACUCCUGCUCAUUCUCCUCGUCUGCGACCUUUCUCUACUGGCUAUGAGCUGCCAAGUCUCCGAAAUUUGUCUCUCCAGCACAAUACCACGCCUGCUCUGGCCCCUAUGGAGCCUCAUCUCGAGCAGAAUCAGUUCCAGCAGGGAUCUGCCCCCACUACCCAGCCUCGCCCUACUGGGAUGUCUUUGACGGACAUCAUCAGCCGGCCCGAUGGAUCUCAGCGAAAGCUGCCUGUUCCUCAGGUUCCCAAGGUGGCUGUCCAGGAUCUACUUUCUGACAAUGGCUUCAGCCACAGCGGCAGGAGCUCAGGAACCAGCAGUUUGGCCGGCGGCGAUCUCAUGGAUCGAAUGUAG